Molecule: messenger RNA, 1367 nt
Organism: Leguminivora glycinivorella
Lineage: Eukaryota; Metazoa; Arthropoda; Insecta; Lepidoptera; Tortricidae
Product: putative methyltransferase C9orf114
Exons: 3
Coding region: 138-1349 (403 amino acids)
Source: RefSeq, a predicted model, not a curated record
CUAUACGUAAUGUCAGUGAAACGUCAAAAAUAAACUUCAAGAUCGCGUGCGGUCAUGUGCUGUAAGAAAUUGUUUUGAUAACUAAAAGUUCACGUGUUGCUAAUAUCGCUUUCCGAUAAACUAGAUUAAUAAAGGGAAUGUCCCAGCCUACCGUUCCCAUAAAGCCCCCUGGGAAAACAUGGCGAGAAAUAAACCAGGAAAGGAAAGCUUCAAAGCGCCAGCGAAACGAGGAAAAGAUUGUGAAGCGAGAAAAGCGUCAGGCCUUGGAGAAGGAGGCUGAAGAGAAAGUGCGAGAAGAGCAGGAAAAAAAGAAGAAAUACGCUGAAAUAUCGACAAUUAGCAUAGCGGUGCCAGGUUCUAUUAUGGAGAAUGCCCAGUCGGCCGAAUUGCGAACUUAUUUGGCUGGACAGAUCGCAAGAGCUGCGUGCGUGUUCUGUGUUGACGAAGUUAUAGUAUACGAUGACAUCGGGGACAAGAUUGACACAAAGAAAUCCAAAGUUGAGGAUUUGGAUGGUGUAAAAGUGGCUCGUAGAAGUUGUGUUCAAUUAGCGAGGAUUCUGCAGUACUUGGAGUGUCCUCAAUAUUUGAGGAAACAUUUCUUUCCUCUCCAUAAAGAUUUGGAAUUUGCUGGAUUGCUCAAUCCUUUGGAUGCACCACAUCAUUUACGAUCAUCAAAUGACUUUACAUUCAGAGAAGGCAUAACAAUGAACAAACCAGUAAAACCAGGGAAAGGUUCUCAAGUCAAUGUGGGCUUGCUGAAAGAUAUCUCUGUUGAUGAGUUGCUGAACCCCGGGAUCCGAGUAACUGUGAGGAUGCUGCCAGAAGGAGGCAAGAAGCUGAAGGGGAAAAUUGUGAGUCUUUCUACUCCAAGGGCUGAAACUGGCGUGUAUUGGGGCUACACUGUGCGGAUUGCACAGAACCUCGGUCAAAUCUUCUCACAAAGCCCUUAUAAAGAUGGAUAUGACCUAACAAUAGGAACAUCAGACAGAGGGGAAUCAAUAGACAACAUUCCCAACAAGGAGCUAAAAUACAACCAUGCACUCAUAGUAUUUGGCGGACUGCAUGGUAUCGAGGCAGCAUUAGAAAGUGACGAACAAAUGCAAGUGGACGAUGCCAGUUUACUCUUCGACCACUACCUGAAUGUCCUUCCUAACCAGGGCUCCAGAACCAUCAGAACGGAAGAGGCUAUUUUAGUCACACUUUCAGGACUACAGGGCAAGUUACAAGCUAAGAAUGAACCCAUGGUGUUCAAAGGGGAAGGUGUGGCUACAAGUUCUAUAUUUCCAGCAACAAAGCCAGAGAAUACGCAAAAAGCUACAGAAAGUGAUGAUUUAAGCAGAUUUGAUUAAAAAUGUAUGUAAAAAAUA